GGUUCAAGCUCUCAAGUAGUCUGCGUGAAGUAAUCAAAUUGGAGAAAGAUAUUGAUGGCUGGCUCAGUUAUGUUGCAGAGCCUCUGCUGCAUAAUUCCACACUCUCCAAGAUGUUACAAGAAUCAAACCCUAGCUUUCUCUCACUCUCAAUUCUUCUCUUCUAAUUCAUUUUUAAGGUUAAAGAAGCAGUCUUUGGUCUCAGCUCUUCAAAUUAAUAAGAGGCAGAGGACUCGGAGGUAUCGCUCUGUUCCUGUUGUGUUCGCUGCACAGUCCAAUUUCUUAAAAGUUGUACAAACAGUUUGGAAGGUUGGGAGAGAUGGAAUUGAGGCAGGAACCAAUCUUGUGCCGGAUUCUGUGCCAAGAUCAAUAGCAAGGGUUUCUGUGACAGUAGUUGCAUUGGCUCUUUCACUCUUUGUACUCAAGUCUUUACUGUCUACAGUUUUCUUUGUGCUGGCUACGAUGGGACUUGUAUACUUUACAUUUAUAGCUUUGAAUAAGGAUGAAGGACCAAAGGGGGGCGGAGGCACCACCUCUACACCAAAGGAGGAGGGGAUGGAGGAUAGUCUAGAAGAAGCCAGAAGAAUCAUGGAGAAGUAUAAGUAACAUCCUCACUGGUAGGGCUCAUUCACUCAUUUUCAUAUCAUUUGUGGUCACACACAGAGAAGGUGGAACAUAGGAUUCUGAUUAAUAGAAGAAAUAUGUCUGGUGUCUUGAUGCUUAGAAUCUUCAAAUGAAUGUCAAUUCACUUUUCAGUAACAAUUUUUAUGCUUUGCCGAAUUAAGCUGUUAGGAAAGGUCUAGCAAACCUGACUGUGUGAGGCAUCCAUUUCAGAAAGUGGAUCUUAAGUUACUUGUAAUCUUGUAGUGUGCAUGGAGAAUUUACCCAUUGCCUCAUUUGUGGAAGAAUAUGAUCUGCUUGCUUACUGACCCUUCUGUA
Molecule: messenger RNA, 936 nt
Organism: Prunus mume (Japanese apricot)
Lineage: Eukaryota; Viridiplantae; Streptophyta; Magnoliopsida; Rosales; Rosaceae
Source: RefSeq, a predicted model, not a curated record